Molecule: messenger RNA, 720 nt
Organism: Stylonychia lemnae
Lineage: Eukaryota; Ciliophora; Spirotrichea; Sporadotrichida; Oxytrichidae
Source: the annotation of a GenBank genome assembly
AUGGAGAAUAAUCUUUUCGGGGAGAACAAUAAUAACGAAGAAGACAGUUUUGAUAAGGACUGUCCUGACUUUAAUUACAAAUUAAUUCUUGUUGGUCAUGAAAGAGUAGGCAAGACCUCUGUGAUCAGUAAGUUUGUUAAUGAUAAAUUCAACGAUAAUGAGGCCAGUUCGAAGACUGUCCAGAUAUAAAGGAAAUUGCUGAAGAUAGAGAAUACAUAAAAGUGGGCACAACUACACAUUUGGGACACAUUAGGGCAAGAGAAGUUUAAAGCUUUAGCACCUUUAUUCUUUCGGAAAGCUGUUGGAGCAUUUUUAGUCUAUGAUUGCACAAAUAAGCAUAGUUUUGAUGAGAUAGAAAGUUGGUUUCAAUAAUUAUCAAACAGCAUUGAAUCAAGGGUUAUAGUUAUGCUAUUGGGAAAUAAAUGUGACUUACCCAAUCGUGAGGUACCUUAUAAUACUGCGAUGGAGUAUGCAAGGAAUAGAAACUUUGGCUUUUUGGAGGUCUCAGCCAAAACAGGUACAAACAUCAAGAACUCAUUUUAUUGCUUACAAGAGGAUCCUAGAUCUGACAGUCUCCUUAAUAAAUAAAAAAAUGCUAAAAAGUUUCGUCUUGAUAGCAAAUCAGGAGAGGCAGCAGAUUAAUUAUCAAAUGAAAAUAAUGGAGGGCAAGCAUCUAGGACAGGCGGAAGUAAUAGGAGAAAUAAUAAGUGUAAAUGCUGA